Molecule: messenger RNA, 190 nt
Organism: Laetiporus sulphureus 93-53
Lineage: Eukaryota; Fungi; Basidiomycota; Agaricomycetes; Polyporales; Laetiporaceae
Exons: 1
Coding region: 28-183 (51 amino acids)
Source: RefSeq, a predicted model, not a curated record
GGAGCGGAAGCCCGUCAAAACACCUACAUGAAUAACAAGUCUCUAACUUCCUGGGACGGCACUGGAGGAGUGGGAGAGAAAGAUGGAAGUGGCAAGCUACGAGGGAAAGAAACAAAGGCUCAAUAUGCGCAUGGACUGAUUGUAGUCAGUGAAGGGGAAUAUAUGCGCAGCCAGAGUCCCUGAGAUCCUG